AUGUGGUCCUCGUCACCACAGUUACGACAGACUCAAAUCUCCUUGUUUGGACAGUCCUAUGGCAUCAUACUCGCAGAUUUUGCAGGCACGACCACCACGCUCCCAGCCACAGUCUCGAACACGAUGACCCUCCUCACCACACAAGGAGCAAGUAACAGUAGGCUGAACACUUGCGAUUCUUUCUUCGGGGCAACGCUUGGUAGUGUGACCGAGCUUUCCGCAGUUGUUGCACUUGUCUGCUUCACGAUCGAGCCGAAUUCCGGCAUCAGCGAGACGAGUAAGAUUUUCUUCUGGAGACGCAGGCUAUUUGUCGACGAGAAGGGGACCUUGUUAGAUCCAGCAACGUAUCUGGAUCCUUUUGUGCGAGAUUGCGUCGUGCUAAAUGACAGCGCCUUCCUCGCGACUACGAUAAUGUUCGAUGAGCCGAGUCAGUCACAUUUCCCACUCGCCGUCAUCAUCAGACUCAUCAUAUCUGUUACCCAUAAGCCAGAUCCAUCCUCAAACCCCAACCAUCUUCCGGCAUCAGAAAGAGCUAUCCCAAACCAUCUCGACGAUUCUCCUGUCGCCUAUAAUUCCAACGAGGAGAAUGAACCUACCUCGCCUUCCUACAACAGUUGCUCUAUAGCCCACGACGACGCCGAAUUCGAGAUGUCCGACGCGCCUCUUCCACCCCCUGACAAGGCAAAGCCCCCAUCCCUGAAAAUCAAGUUCCUCAGCAAGCCUACAGUCUCUCAAGCUGGAGACCACUGCGCCUCAGAGUACAGCAAGGACGCCGUCCAUCAAGCUCAAACUUCCAGGCGCUCCUCCGCGAUUGCGUCGCUAACCACAUGA
This is a messenger RNA of Cladophialophora immunda, 831 nucleotides long. RefSeq lists its product as uncharacterized. The record is from RefSeq and is a predicted model, not a curated record. Bases 1 to 831 code for a protein of 276 amino acids. The transcript has 3 exons. NCBI's taxonomy places the organism in Eukaryota, Fungi, Ascomycota, Eurotiomycetes, Chaetothyriales, Herpotrichiellaceae.